ACAAAGGGCGAUGUAUCGUAACGUACAUGCGUGAAAACUGUUCUAACGGUACAUGUAGCCUAAAAUUUCAUGAGAUUCUCAUGUUUGUUCCGGGCUCUGAAAAUCACACCACUGUGAUUCGCUCUGUAAAGCUGAUGUAGGCCUAUGCCCUUUUUUGGGACAAUAUUUGAAAAUUAACCAGCUACAGAACAGCAGGCAUGUGUGAUUAACCGAUAACUAGUAUUAUUGUCAACAGGAUGUACUUCCACACAUGUCGUAUAGAACCUAUACGUGCCUGUAGGAUUUAGAUAGAUUGUUGCUUCAGUUUUACGCGGUAUCAAUUUGUUGUUGUACAGGGCCCUACAAUUCGCUAAAGCGGGAAUACACAUGAAUGUGUCCUAUCUUUAUAGUGUGAUGCCAGAUUCCACCCAGUACAAUAAUACCAGCCAGUAUUCCACCCAGUACAGUGAUGCCAGCCAGUAUACCACCAGUACAAUGAUGCCAGCCAAUAUUCCACCAGUAUAGUGAUGCCAGCCAGUAUUCCACCAGUAUAGUGAUGCCAGCCAGUAUUCCACCAGCAUAGUGAUGCCAGCCAGUAUUCCACCAGUAUAGUGAUGCCAGCCAGUAUUCCACCAGUAGAGUGAUGCCAGCCAAUAUUCCACCAGUAUAGUGAUGCCAGCCAGUAUUCCACCAGCAUAGUGAUAUCUGUGAGGAGUGGUUUAAUGGCAGUGGAUUGUGUUUUAUAUAUAUUUAGUAUAAGAUUCUGAGAAGAAAAUGAAGGGUGCUGCCAACACGAUCAUAUGUGUGUAUUUACCCUACUGGAUAAUCAUUUUCUAUGUUUUAAUACGAGAUUCCUCAGCUCAAGGCGCCUGUAGAACUAAUAUUUGUAAUCAAGUAUUCCCCAAAUGUAAAAGUGCGCGGGAUGUGUUAUUUAUUCAUUCUGGGACAGGCACGGGUCAUAAUCAGAAUCAUGGUAUCGAUGAAUUUAUCCGUCUAUGUGAAGGCCGUAGGAAAUGUGAAGAAACAAACACGCUACUGACCAGCUGUACUAAAUCUCGUAAAUCAGGAAGGAUACAGUACAGUUGUGUGUCUGUUUCGUCCUUCAAGAGUAUCAGAGAACCCCUAAAAGGUGUGCUUUACCUGAAUAAAACAGCGAACUUUCAAAUUUUUCUGACUGACGAAGUCUGUAAGAACGUUGCCAUCGCUAGUGUGAAACCCUCUAAGCCUUUCGUUAUUGGCCUGAACUACUUUAAACUCAAACACUCAGCCCCUGAUGAUUGUAGUGCUGUAACUUUGGUCGACGGAGCAGGAGAACAUAAAUAUUUACCAGAUAGAAAGUCCAAAAAUGCUUUUUCUCAAGUGAGUUCGACUCAGGAAUUCAGCCUACUUGUAAACUGUACGUGUUUGGUGAAGUUCAGCUCAUUGUGGAUUACCAUAUUCGAAUAUCCGGAAACUUGCAAUUUGAAAGAUAAUCUCUCCAAUGAGUGGAAUCCCAAAAAUUUAAGAGAGGAAGACAUACCUUUGGGAGAUAGGUCGGAAUGUACCACUGGACGUGUAUCCUCAAAUAAGGACACAAGCAUACCAGUAUAUGAAAAGUCUUAUCUAACGUCAUCUACACGGCCACUGGGAACGUCACAGACACCGACAUCGUUAUCUACAAAUUCGCUGACAGUGUCAACAAAGGGGUCAACAGUACACGGAUACUCCACCGUAAAUGAAACGGAGGUGCAAUUGGACAAAACUGUAAGACGUCGACCACAAUCAAACUCAACGCCUUCUGCUGGAAAGGACAAGACGGUAAUACUUGCUUCAGCUGUGGCUGCAGGGUUUUUGCUGAUAAUCCUAGUCGUUGGUCAUCGUCAUUGUCUCAUGGCGGCGCCGAUCAGUCAGAAAAUCUGCCGGUCAAGGGGAACAGAGGGAAGCUACCGGCGACGACAACCUGAUGAUGAGUUCCACCUCAGGCGUGCCGCUGGCUGCAACCGGCGGACUGGAGAACAAUGCCACAUACAGCUGUGUCAAUGACUCGUCUGCAGUGGCCAGUCAAAUGGCGCAGAUCGAAAGUCGUAAUACCUAUGAGGUAAUCGGAGUAGAGCCCGGAUCACCUUAUGUUGCCUUGCAGAUAACAAGCGACACAGACAGGCAUACCUACGACGAACUGCAAAUACCGAUAGUAAAGCGCCUGUCUCCCCAGUAUUAUGAAAAUGUGAACAGCACUGAUGCAAACCCGCCAGUUACUUACAAUGACUGCACAAACGCGGUAACAGAGCCCGAUAUUAAACAUAUGGUCAUACAGGGCUGUGAAAAGGCAGUUGUGCAAAAGUAACGUACAUGCAUAUACAGUUACUGAUGUGAUUAAGCCUAUAGUAUAUCUUUCAGUUUUUUAUAUCUUAUAGUUACACUUCAGAUCUUAACCUUUAUAAAUUCUUGUGUAUGUCGAGCUUUAUAAGUGCAAGAACAGAAAACCUGUUUGGUUCGAUUGUUGUGAUUCAGGCGUGUUAUUAGUUUUGUGAUAAAUUAAGGUCAUUACUGACAUACAUGCACAUUAUGCCUUUACCACACGUGAGCAGUAUUUCAGCCAAAUCAAGGCGAAGUCAUCAUAGAAAUACAUAUUUUUUUUGACUAGUGAAGAAUAUAUAUGUGAAACGUACAUAAAUUAUUUUCUAGGGCUACCAGCCAUGGAGAUUCAUGACCUAACGUAUUUACUAUUCAUUAGGAUGGUCAUGAUUUCUUUAUAGCUUCCUGCCUCGUGUCGUUCAUGGAUAUGACGUAAUGAUCUAGGCAUAUGGACAUGUGUGUUAUUUCUUUUAAGACAUUUGGAGGUUUAUAUGCUAUUGUUUGUUCUAUAUUACAUUCCUGUAUAUACACGUACGCAUGUUUAUGUCUUUGCUGAACUGUAGGCCUACAUGUGCCUGUAUACAUUGUAAAAUCACACACAUAUGUAUAUACUGUAUGUAUACACUUUCUGUACAUGUUUCGGAAACAAUCACUUGUAUUAUUUUGAAGAGUUUUAUGGGAACCGAAAGUCUUUAUUGAUAUUAAUACUAUUAGUUAUUAUGUUGUAUCUGUCGAGAUUUUCAUUCGUCAUAUGUUUUUUACUAACUUAAUUCUCCUAAGUUACGAAGUAUUAGGUCACCGCGACACUGUGCGCAUUUUAACUCACGUGAGCCGUAUUUCGCCUAAAGAGGAGGAUGCAUACUAAUAGGGAAAUAACUUCCUGCACUAUAAAACUGACAAUGACUCAGUAGUGAGUAUAUACUCUCAUUCUACCAUAGUACAUGUGUAAGAGUUAGGGUAUACAGAGACUACACCGAGGACUAACUUGAUUCUCCUAAUUGGUAUUUUUUUGACUUAUUUAUCUUUGACUUCAUUGUUGUCAAGAAGUUUUCACUCAUAUGACUGUGGUAGGGUUUAUGGCUGGAUUGAAUCAGUAAUUGUCCUUCCCAAACCCCCAGAGCCCUUCUCCAGGUACCUGACUUGAAAGAAAAGACAGCAGUUGAUAAAACCUUUAUAUCAGUUUCGAAAGACGAGUGAGAACAUGCAGCACGAGUGGUAUAAGUGAAAUGGUUAGAAAAAUUAAAUGAAAACACACACACACAACUUUCAAAGUGUCAGAUAUGUUUUGUUUAAUAAGCCGUGUGUGAUAUUGUCAUAGUUUGCCACGUGCAUUUGUUUACAUCAUAGAACAUGUGUAUGUUUACAUCACAUGAUCAGCUCCCCUAUAUUAAUAUUCAGGACGUUCCAGCAUAGAGAUUGGCUAAUAUUACGUAAGUAACAUAGUGCGGGAUUGCUCAAGGUGAUGAAGCGAGUGGAAUAAAGUGACUGUCUGUAUG
Messenger RNA from Liolophura sinensis, 3809 nucleotides. RefSeq lists its product as uncharacterized. Bases 754 to 2001 code for a protein of 415 amino acids. The transcript is spliced from 6 exons. Lineage: Eukaryota; Metazoa; Mollusca; Polyplacophora; Chitonida; Chitonidae. The record is from RefSeq and is a predicted model, not a curated record.